GAUUGAUCGAGGGUUGUCGGUGUAAUUGAUGUAGGACUAAUGGAUAGAGGGUAAACGUAUCUUAAUUGAGAUAGAUGUGAUGGCUGGAGGAAAGGAGGAACCACAUACUUUUGAUUUGAAGAAAGAGGUCGGAUUCAGUUCGUGUUCGUCGAUAUCUGAUAGUAGCUGUGAUGCUAACACUCCAAGAUCUCAUUACAAUCGUGGGAGCAGUUGUCAAACUAAGCGCUCAUCACAAGCAGGCUGGACGGACGAAGAGGACACUAUGUUAACUGGGGUUGUGAAGAAGUACAACGGAAGGAACUGGAAGAAAAUAGCUGAAUCUAUUCCAGGACGAUCAGAUGUUCAGUGCUUGCAUCGUUGGCAAAAAGUUCUUAAUCCUGAACUUGUUAAAGGGCCUUGGACCAAAGAGGAGGAUGAUCGUAUUAAGGAGUUGGUUGAGAAGCAUGGCUGUAAGAAAUGGUCACUUAUUGCGAAGCAUUUAGCUGGUCGAAUUGGCAAACAAUGCCGUGAGAGGUGGCAUAACCAUUUAGAUCCAGCCAUAAGGAAAGAAGCAUGGACAGAAGAGGAGGAAUCAACUCUUGCAUAUUACCACCAGAUAUAUGGGAACAGAUGGGCAGAAAUUGCUAGAUUUCUACCUGGAAGGACCGAUAAUGCAAUUAAAAAUCAUUGGAAUAGCUCAAAACGGAGAUUGGACCUAAACAUUCCUCCCGUUUUUCCUAGAAGAACUUCAUCUCCUGAGCAUACUGAAGUGAAAAAGGGAGGCACGGGAACACCAUUAGUAGAACAGAAUGCCGAUGAUAAGAAGUUACUUAACGUUUCCAACACCUGUUCAACAAAUCUAGCCCUCGGAAAUCGUAAAUUCGAUAUCACUGAUGAGGAUUGUAUGGGGUUUACUCGGUAUGCAAAAAUCCGUAAAGUUGAACCAUCGAUUCCUGAAUCGCCUAAAAGACUUGCAGUCGAUAGUGUCAAAGAUUUGAAACUCGGGAUUUCACCCGACACUUCAUUUCUAAGUCUAUCAACUUUUGGAACACCUUCUUACGGUUCGUUAUGUUACCAGCCUCCACAACUCAAGAAUUUGGCCAUUUCUUUAGAGAACAGUGGAUCUCCGAGCUCUGCCAACAGUUCUAUGCAACUAAACGGUCAGUUUUCGUGUUCGACUCCCCCUCAUCUUGCACUAAGCAUCUCUGUUAAUAGCAGCAGCCCAGAAUCUAUCUUGAGAAACUCGGCAAUGAGUUAUAAGAACACGCCUUCGAUUAUAAGGAAAAGAACUCCGAGAAGUGUCAACUGCUCGUCUCCGUCUACAUCUGGUCAUGAUUGCAGCAAAAAUGUGAAAACUAGUGAAUCAGAAAUCACGCAGAGAGGUCCAGACUCGUGGCUGCAUAGAUCGCAACCAUCUUUAGGAAGACGGCUGGACUAUAUGUUUGAUUCAGAAUGGGACCCGACCAUUGUUAGAUGUUGCACCCCUGGUUCUGUUACUCGAUCCCCGAAAGCAAACGUGAUGCUGACUCCGUGA
This is a messenger RNA of Cynara cardunculus var. scolymus (artichoke), 1513 nucleotides long. RefSeq names its product transcription factor MYB3R-5-like. Gene Ontology annotation, cellular component: nucleus. The record is from RefSeq and is a predicted model, not a curated record. The coding region runs from base 80 to 1513 and encodes 477 amino acids. The transcript has 8 exons. Gene Ontology annotation, molecular function: RNA polymerase II cis-regulatory region sequence-specific DNA binding; DNA-binding transcription factor activity, RNA polymerase II-specific. Lineage: Eukaryota; Viridiplantae; Streptophyta; Magnoliopsida; Asterales; Asteraceae. Gene Ontology annotation, biological process: regulation of DNA-templated transcription.